This is a messenger RNA of Fusarium graminearum PH-1, 1428 nucleotides long. RefSeq lists its product as uncharacterized. Lineage: Eukaryota; Fungi; Ascomycota; Sordariomycetes; Hypocreales; Nectriaceae. Bases 1 to 966 code for a protein of 321 amino acids. The record is from RefSeq and is a predicted model, not a curated record. The transcript is spliced from 5 exons. Gene Ontology annotation, molecular function: mRNA binding. Gene Ontology annotation, cellular component: cytoplasm; nucleus.
AUGGGUCGUCUAGUCUACGUGCGUGAGGACCGUGAGGCUGAGCCUCGGUUUAUUGGAGCAACGGGCGGAAAUCGCGGCGGCUUCGGCGGCGGCGGCGGCGGUAUGCCCGGCCAUUUCAACCCUGCAUAUGGCGGUGGUGCUCCCGGCGGUGGUGCUCCCGGUGGCGGCGGCCGCCAGAUCUAUGUGGCCAACCUUCCCUUCAACGUAGGCUGGCAGGAUCUCAAAGACUUGUUUCGUCAAGCUGCUCGAACCGGUGCCGUAAUUCGAGCCGACGUCCAUAUCGGACCUGAUGGCCGCCCUAAGGGAUCUGGUAUCGUUGUCUUCGAGAGCCCCGACGAUGCUCGCAACGCUAUUGGACAGUUCAAUGGCUACGAUUGGCAAGGCCGUGUCAUCGAGGUUCGCGAGGACCGCUACGCCGGUAGUGGACCCGGUAUGGGUUUCGGUGGUCGGGGUGGCUUUGGCGGUGGCAUGCGCGGAGGAUUUGGUGGAGGAUUCGCUGGCCGCGGCGGUUUUGGCGGCGGACGUGGUGGUUUUGGAGGUGGCUUCGGCCGCGGAGGAUUCGGCGGAGGUGCCCCUGGGGGACCCGGCUUCGAGCCCCCUGCUAGCUCCGUCCCUCCUAACCCUUUCACUGAUUACGCCACCGCCGGCAGUGACAGAGGAGAGAUCAUCUAUGUUCGCAACCUGCCCUGGUCGACUAGCAACGAUGACUUGGUCGAGCUAUUCACCACCAUUGGAAAGGUCGAGCAAGCCGAGAUCCAGUACGAGCCCAGCGGCCGCUCCCGCGGUACUGGCGUCGUUCGCUUCGACUCAGCUGAGACCGCUGAGACUGCCAUUACUAAGUUCCAGGGGUAUCAAUACGGCGGUCGCCCUCUCAAUUUGAGUUUCGUGAAGUAUCUCAACCAAGGCGGAAACGACGUCAUGGACACAGAUCCUCAUGGCGGCCUGACUCAGGAUCAGAUCAUGUAAGAGGGGUCGUGAUCAUGUAUACUGAACUUGGGUUUCAUACAGCAAUAUUCUGUCGGUCAUGACCAAUGUUCUGCCUGGGGGGAACCCCCUGGCAUCUUUUCCUUUUAUCUUUGCUUUUUUCUUUUCUGAUACUUUUCGUUUUUCACAUGAGCAGCAAAAGCUGGAGGAUAUCGGCGGUGGAUUCUUGAUGCACGGGUACGCGGUCGAUCACUAUUGAGGAUGAAUCGACGCCUUAUCCUCUAAUAUUCCGAGGAACUCAGUGUGGCAGGGAUCUUAUUACGGGCUUACCAAACAGCACCGACUUGUCUCACUCUCACGCCUCAAUCAAGGCGAGCGGUUAUAAGGACAAGGUUGCGAUUGUGUCAAUGGAGGAAGGGAUAACUGCUCGGGCUGGCAGUCGCAUAGGAGACUGCACGGCUCUACUUAGAAUGUAUCUCGAGUAAUCAUCCGAAGGUUUUUAAG